Messenger RNA from Contarinia nasturtii (swede midge), 5091 nucleotides. RefSeq lists its product as uncharacterized. Gene Ontology annotation, molecular function: nucleic acid binding. The transcript is spliced from 4 exons. Lineage: Eukaryota; Metazoa; Arthropoda; Insecta; Diptera; Cecidomyiidae. Gene Ontology annotation, biological process: DNA integration. The record is from RefSeq and is a predicted model, not a curated record. Bases 1 to 5091 code for a protein of 1696 amino acids.
AUGUCGAAGCAAGAGCUUUUAAGUAGCCAGGCCAUCGAAAUAGAUGAGCUGCAGCGUUUGAUUCGCAAUUAUCGUAAAGAUAGACAAUUUCGCAAAACUGAACGUUAUCUACAAGAUAAAAAACUUACAUUUUCCGAUAUGUUCAAAACUAUUCGCGAAAAUAAUGAAAAAUUAGAAGAUUUUUAUGAUGAACGACAACCUUAUUUUUCGGAAAAAACGUUUGAAAAGAUUGAAACAUUAUUUUAUUCGGUGAUGGAUGAUAUCAAUAGGCAGCUGAAAAGCUACAGUCAGUCAAAAGACAACCAACAACAUGACUCGCAAUUUGAUGACCAACAACCUGGUGGUUCACGCUCUAACGAAUUACAAAACAAUGGCGAGCAAUCAAACGAUCAACGAACUGAUGAAUUUCGAUCCACUGAACUUGAAAACCAAAACGAUCAUCAACCGAAUGUUCAGCAAAAUGAUGGUCAAACUGGUCAAAGCUCCAACAAUUUGAUGACCCAAAACGAUCCUCAAUCGAAUGUUCAGCAAAAUAAUGGUCAAACUGGUCAAAACUCCAACAAUUUGUUGACCCAAAACGAUCCUCAAUCGAAUGUUCAGCAAAAUAAUGGUCAAACUGGUCAGAACUCUAACAAUUUUGUGGAUCUUCUCAAUUCAACAAUCAACGACAAUUCUACACCAACGGAAAAUCAACCAUCGCUUUUGGACGUUCAUUAUACCGAAUUUAUGGAUCUUCUCAUUGAUUGCCACGAGCUACACCAAUCUUCACCAAAGGGAUUGGUUCAAGUUUAUUCUGAAAACUUAAAAUCCAGUUUCAACGAGAAUGAUGAAAAGAUUAUUAGAUCGUCUGUGGCUUCAAUACAAGAACCAGUCAUUAUUCAGGCCACUGUGGCUUUGCAAAAGCAGCUUGGUUCAGUUUUAUUGGCAACUGCCAUGAUUGGUGUGCUUGGUAAAAAUGGUUCAAGGACGUUACUUCGCGCCUUGUUGGAUCAGGGUUCGCAAAGUGCAUUUAUCACUGAAAAUGCGGCACAAACCUUAGGUUUGAAAAGGAAAUCGAUUUAUGCAUUGAUUUCUGGCAUUGGUGAAAAAAUGCAAGCCGCAAAGCACAUGAUUGAUUUGACUAUUUUCCCUCGAUUUGAAUCAGAGUUCGUUAUAGAAUCCAAAGCUAUUGUGUUACCAAAACUAACUCGCAUCUCUGAAUACGAUUGUGAUGAAAAUGAUUUUCACUUUACGUCUAAUUUGACACUUGCAGAUCCAUCUUUUUUGAAAAAUUCUGAGAUUGACAUUAUUUUGGGUGCUUCUGAGUACGCUCAAGCAAUUAAAACCGGCUUGAUUAAGUCUGAAAAGAAUUUAAUCGCCCAGAAUUCCGAAUUCGGAUGGGUUGUAUCAGGCGCACUUGAUACGGUCAAUGUCAGUUUGGAUGUUGUUACGUUGGUAACGAAUGUCGAGUUGGAUGAAAAGUUAAAUCGAUUUUUUGAUUCAAAAGAGUUUGAUAAUGAUGAUUCAAUGGCGUUAACGGCUGAAGAAGAGAUGUGUGAAGAUCAUUAUGAAAAGACUCAUUAUCGAGAUGGCAAUGGUCGUUAUGUUGUUUCUAUUCCAUUCAAAAAUGGUUUAGAGGAGCCUGAUCUUGGUGAUUCAAGAAGAAUUGCUUUAGCUUCUUUGUUUUCUCUCGAACGUCGUUUUUUGUCGAAUCCCGAGCUAAAAAUCGAAUAUUCAAAAUUUUUACAUGAAUAUAUCAGUUCGGGACAUAUGCAUGAGGUAAAUAAUAUGCAUCCAAAUGCGUAUUACAUGCCUCAUCAUGCGGUUUUCAAAGAAUCAACUACGACAAAAUUAAGAGUGGUUUUUAACGCUUCGCAAAAAACCUCAAAUAAAAAGAGUUUAAAUGAACAAAUGGCUCUUGGUCCACGGGAUCAAAGUGAUUUGGUUUCAGUUUUGCUUCGUUGGCGUCGUCAUAAAAUUGCCUUCACGGCUGAUUUGGAAAAAAUGUAUCGUCAAAUUCUUAUUAACGAAUCUCAAACCCAUUUGCAAAGAAUUUUGUGGAGAGAACUGCCAAAUGACCCUAUUAAGGAGUAUGAGUUACGUACUGUAACGUAUGGAACGUCUAACGCUCCUUAUUUGGCAAUUAGAACGUUAAAACAAUUAUCUAUUGAUGGUGCAAUUGAAUUUCCAUUGGCAUCAGAAAUUUUGAAAAAAGAUUUUUAUGUUGAUGACGUUUUGUCUGGAGCAGAUAGCCUUGAUGAAGCUAUAAUUCGUUAUUCCCAAUUGAUUAAUCUUACAUCAUCUGCUUGUUUGAAUCUGCGAAAAUGGUCAACUAAUUCAAAAGAAUUAUUUGCGCAAAUUCCAAUGGAAAAAAGAGAACUUCAAGUCACAAAUGGCAUUAUUAAAGCGUUGGGAAUUAGUUGGCUCACUGAGUCAGAUGAACUUACAUUUAAUAAUUCAGUUAAUGUUGAUUCGAUUGUUGUCACAAAACGUCAUUUAGCAUCUGAGAUUUCAUCAUUAUUUGAUCCACUUGGUUAUUUUAGUCCAGCAGUCAUGGUUGGAAAGAUUUUGUUUCAACAACUGUGGGCUGAAAAAUUGGACUGGGAUGAUGCUAUUUCUCGAGAAAUUGUUGACAAAUGGCAAAAAUUUAAGUCGGAAAUUGAUUUGAUUUCGAAUUUUCGUUUGCAACGUUGGGUUCAUUUUAAUCCGAAUGAUUGUAUUGAACUUCAUGGUUUCUGUGAUGCAUCCAUUUGGGGCUAUGCUGCUGUUUUGUUUUUGGUGAAUGUAACACAAAAAACGUCACACAUCUUGUUGGCUAAAGCUCGCGUUUCACCAAUUAAGCAGUCUAAAAACUGUGAAAACGUUACAAUUCCACGAUUGGAAUUGUGUGGUGCAUUAUUAUUGGCUCAGUUGGUUAAAAAGACAAUGGAUAUUUUGGAUGUUGAGUGUAGUCGAAUUUGUUUAUGGUCAGAUUCAAAAAUAGUUCUGGAUUGGAUCCAUGCAAACCCAAAGCGUUAUAAGGUUUUCAUUGCGUCACGAAUUGCGAAGAUUAACAAGCUUGUUGAUCCGAAUUGGUGGUCACAUGUGCGUUCUGAAGAAAACGCAGCGGAUUGUGCGUCAAGAGGUUUGUUACCCUCUGAACUUAUUGCGCAUCCAUUAUGGUGGCACGGACCACGAUUUUUGAUCGAUAAGUCAUUGGAGCCACCACGUUAUCGUCAUGUCAUUGAACCUUUUGGUGAAUUGGCUGAAAUUCAUUCACAUGUUGGUGUGACAAAAAAUGUUUACGAUAGUGAGUUUUUGCCUAAUGUUUCUUCAUUUGGUAAGUUAAAGCGUGUUAUGAGUUAUUGUAUUCGUUUUAUACAUAACUGCAAAAGUAAGCAAAAAUUUGUUGGGCCAAUUUCGCAUGACGAGUUGUUUUUUGCUGAAAAAACAAUAAUCAAAAUUGUUCAGGGUCAGUGUUAUGACCAAGAAUUGAAAAUGUUGAAUAAACAUAAUUCAUUGUCAUUCAUGAAAUCAAGCGCAUUAAUACAGUUAAAUCCAUUUUUGGAUGUUGACGGUAUUAUUCGUGUUGGCGGUAGAUUAAAAAACUCCGAUAUUUCUUUUGAAGCAAAACAUCAGAUUUUAUUGCCAUGCAAACACAAUGUUACAUUUUUGAUCAUACGCGAUUCGCAUGAAAAAUGCCUUCACGGCGGACCAAAAUUGACGGAAUCUAUUUUGAGACAAAGAUUCUGGGUAGCACAGGGUACCCGUACGAUUAAAACUGUGUUACGGAAAUGUGUGAAGUGUUUUAGAGCAAAUCCAAAACCUAUGUCUCAAUUUAUGGGCGAUUUGCCGGCUGUACGUGUAAAUGCGGUUGAAAAGCCCUUUACGAAUACAGCAGUCGAUUACACUGGUGCCAUUUUGGUGAAAUUGACCAAUGGUCGUGGAUAUAAAACACAGAAAGCUUAUGUGGCUAUUUUCGUUUGUAUGUCAGUUAAAGCAAUACACAUUGAAGCAGUAACAGAUUUAACAGCGGAGGCUUUUAUUGCUGCUUAUCGACGAUUCGUUGCUCGUCGUGGUGUUAUUCGGCGUUUAUAUAGCGACAAUGGCACAAAUUUCGUUAAAGCCAAUAAAAUUUUGAUGGAAAAUUUGUCUUUCAUAGACGAGGCUACUUACGAUGAAGCAAUCUGUCAUGAAUUGGCAAAAAGUGGUACUUCGUGGCAUUUCAGUCCACCUGGUGCGCCGCAUUUUAAUGGGCUUGCUGAAGCAGCCGUUAAAUCCGUUAAAUUGCAUCUUAAGCGCGUUUUGGCCGAUGCGAAAUUAACUUUUGAGGAGUUAAGUACGCUUUUAACACAGGUAGAAGCUUGCGUUAAUUCACGUCCACUCUGUCCAAUGUCAUCAGAUCCCAAUGAUAUUGGUUUUUUGUCUCCGGCUCAUUUUUUGGUGGGUGAAGCUUUGAUUUCACCACCUGAGCAGUGUCAUUUGGAAACAAAAGCAAGCUGGCUUUCACGAUGGCAAAAAACUCAGCAAAUGAUGCAAUAUUUUUGGAAGAGAUGGCAAAAUGAUUAUUUGCACCUUUUGCAAACUCGUACCAAAUGGUUUAGGGAGCAAUCAUCUCCAAAACUUGGUGAUAUGGUGUUGAUCAAGGAUGAAAACUUGCCGCCCACUCAGUGGCGAGCUGGCAGGGUGAUUGAAAUUCAUCCGGGUGCUGAUGGUCACGUUAGAGUUGUUUCGUUAAAAACUCAAGAUGGCCAGAUGAAGCGACCAGUUGCGAAAUUAUGUGCUUUUCCACAUAACAACGAUGAAGCUUCAAAUGAAGUUUCGGCUAAUAUUUCAAGAUUUGUAUCCCCAAAAAAGAGUUCUUUUGGUGUUUUGCCAAUUAUCACUGCAAUUUUGUCUCUUUGUGUAACAUUUUCACAUCAAGCAGUUGUACCAGACAAACCUUAUGAAAUCACUCGGUUUGAUACAUCACCUGGGUUUUAUUUUGACAAAACUCAUGACGUGUACAUUUCUAACACGAAUUGGAAGUCUAAUUUUUCUACGGCCAAACAGAUAUGUUUCCGUAAGGCAUCUUUGAAUAGUGGUUGUAGAGGCGUUGUUGUUAAUAUUCAAAUCUUCGGACAACGUUUAUGA